Messenger RNA from Xiphias gladius (swordfish), 4188 nucleotides. It is a transcript of the gene znf644b, whose product is annotated as zinc finger protein 644b. NCBI's taxonomy places the organism in Eukaryota, Metazoa, Chordata, Actinopteri, Istiophoriformes, Xiphiidae. Gene Ontology annotation, biological process: regulation of transcription by RNA polymerase II. The transcript has 7 exons. The coding region runs from base 187 to 3831 and encodes 1214 amino acids. Gene Ontology annotation, cellular component: nucleus. The record is from RefSeq and is a predicted model, not a curated record. Gene Ontology annotation, molecular function: RNA polymerase II cis-regulatory region sequence-specific DNA binding; DNA-binding transcription factor activity, RNA polymerase II-specific.
AGCAAAAUGGCGACAGUCUAACUGCGGGCGAGGGCGAGUGACGAUGUCAAGCGCGGUGACAGACUUGCGGACGCGAGUCGAGGUCGUCCUGAGCACUGCACACCUGUGCUCCACCGACACAGGUGUUUUUGCCGAAGUUGCCUGAAGAGAUCUGCUUCCCAGAACUGCUUGGAAAGUAUUGCUACUAUGUUUGAUCUGAAGCAAAAUGUACAAGAGGACAAAGACGUGGAAUCAGUGUCUGACAGCCCGGGUCGUACUCAGGAGCCAUUACAGAGUCACACAUGCUCUCUGGAAAACAGUGCUGCAGGUCUGUCCUCAGAUGAACACGAAAACCCUUUAAAUGGAACCCAGCCGAAUCCAUUUGUAUACAGCAGUGUCCCUGCUGUUCCCCAUGCAGGCAAUUCAUUGCCUUCAGGAGCACUUGUUAAUGGACCUGGUUCACACCCCACCUCAGAGGUACACUGUGUCCUGAACAAAGGCACUGUUUUAUCCAACAAUGUCCUGGAUGCCGCGUGGCAAGUGGAGAAGGACACGAGCUCCAAGGUGUUACCACCACCUAGUGAGCUUCAAUCAGACGCUUGGAAGAACACAGCGGGGCCUGCUGUAAAAACACUGGCCACACAGCCAUGUGUCAGCACACCACUGUCUCACUCGGAGGAGAAUGAGUCUAAACUGGCGUAUUCCACACUGUCAGGUGACAGUGUCAGCUGGCACAUAAGCCAACCUUGGACAAAACAGACAAUGGAAACAGGAUCUCGAUGCAGUGUUGAAUGGUCAGAAAGCUCCUCUGAUGAUUAUGAUCAUGUUGAAGUAAUUAGAUGGAAUUCAGCAAGAGAGUGCUUCUUGCACAAUGACAAAAGGCUGGAGACCAGAGUGAUGCACCAAAAAUACAGGCAGAACAAUACACAUGUAAAAAGCAUGUCAGACUUUCUAGAAAAGGUUGACAACAACAUCUUCAGUGAUCAACAUCAGUACAUUUUCAACAUCAGUAAUGUUGACAAAUCUUUGUAUAAACAUUCUAGUUUUAAAUAUUCUGUUGUGCCAUUCAGAGAUCUUUCUAGGAACACAGCUCUAGACUCUGAGCACCAAAUUUAUAGUGCAGCACAGGAAGGCUGUAAUGAGGAAAAUGACCCUGAAGAUGUAGACAAUUUUAUUCCAAAAGUGGAACAGCUGAAGAUGGAGCAACAUGAACAAGAUCCAUCUUUCUUUUCAUGCAUAAUAUGCAAUGUUAAUUUAAAGGAAAAGAGAAAUUUCCAUAGACAUAUGAUGUAUCAUUUAGGCAAGCAUAAUCAGGUGAACAGUGAGAAUGUUUCACAGACCUUUAUAUGCAGGGAGUGUGGGCGUUUGUUCUGUGAUAUCAACUCCCUCAUGACGCACAUCAUUAUUCACCAAGACACUCUGGAAAAACUUAUGGAGGAAAUCAAAGGUCUCAAAAACACUGAAUUUCAAGAAAGAGGCAACACAAUACAGUGCCCUCAGUGUGAAUUUGGUUGUAAUUGUCCAAUAAUCUUUGUCCAGCACGCCAAAACACAAGAUAAUGUGAAGCACUACUACUUCUGUGAAGAGUGUAACUACAUUACGCUCACACAGCAGGCACUUGAACUACAUUUACAUGUCGCACACCUCAACACACACCAGCCUCAAUACAGGAAAAUUACUCAUACUAAUGAUGCAGAGGACGCAAACCAUGUUCAGUUUAAAAUGGGUUUUUUCAAUAGCAGAGACAAAGUAGUAUUGGAAAGACAUUCUGAGCUGGAGUAUCAGCGAUCACACUAUGGUAAUUAUAAAAAGCCUAAAACUGAUGGGUGUAAACAAAAUCUGUUGAAGUCUACUUUUGGAGAAACAGCCCAUUUCCCCCACUGUGUCAGUGGAAAAGGGGACAUUUACAUUAAAAAGUCUAAUGAAAAAACCAUAAAUUUUCCUCAGUUCAAAUGCCAUGUUGGCUGCACCAAAAACACAUGGUCACCAUCUUUGUGGACAAUCAACAAGCAUGGAAAUUUACUCCUGCAACCACUAGAAAAAUUAGAUGUGGCAACUGAUCUCACCUGUGUGGAAGAAGAUGCUGAAAAAAAUUACCACAAGUCUUUUGGCAGCUCAAAGCAGGCAAACUGUCCUGCAACUGCUGAUUUUUUACUAUCAGCUAGUAAUCUUAAAUUAGAGCAGUUUUUCUGUCAGGGUAGCAAGAACGACCUGGAAAUCAGAAGUUUACAAGCACAAGCAAACCAAAAUUCUCCAUCAGAGAGAAAAAUGUCAACACCUUUGCAUAACACGAUUGACGACGUGAAUGGUAAUAUAUUGCCAAGGCUUAGCCAGAGGCAUAAGAAACAUUCUGCAGUUACGGAGUUGGAGAAAGGCUGUGAGGGCGGCCAUGACUUCAGUGAUGACACCAGCAAAGUUAAAGGCAGCUUUUUCGAGAGCAGUGAGAAUGAAAGGAACCCAUAUGAUCGUAAGUAUUUCAGAAUGAGGCAGAGGUUUUCAUCCAAAGACCAAAGCCGCCAUAUGCUCAAGAAUGAAGAUGGUGGAGAUGAAGACUACAGUGACAUUGAGCAACUCAUAAUCAAGGAAGAGUAUAUCGAAACUACAGUGUGUGAUAAUUCCCCAGAAUCGCCUUGUACGUCUACAAGUGACAACUUUGACAUUUUGCCCUCUCAAGUGGUAGAACACAAGCCCUGUCCAUACUGCCCUGCCAUGUUUGAGUCUGGUGUGGGUCUGUCUAAUCAUGUGCGAGGGCACCUUCAUCGAGUUGGCUUGAGCUAUAACGUUCGGCACAUGGUUUCACCAGAGCAAGUGGCACUGUGGGACCAUCAGCCACGAACCCGCAGAAGGAUCCCUACUGGCAUGAGGAAAAUGAGAAAAGCUGUCAAGCCAGAAAACCAAGGAGAGCACACAUGUCCCCUGUGCUGGGAUUGGUUUGAUACUAAGACUGGCCUUUCCAACCAUGUGAGGGGACACUUGAAACGAAUAGGCAGAAGUGCUUCCAGCAUCAGUAAGUCCCCGCUAUGCAUCAUAAAUGAACUACUACAGGACAAAAAGGAACAUCAGACCAUACUCCAGGUCCUCAGCAAGGGCCAGUUCCCCUCACGACCUUCAGUCUCUGAGAAGGUCAUCAGCAGCGGUCGCCUGGUACUGAUGCAUACUAUUCCAGUGAAAAUCCAGUAUGAGAUAAAGAGUCCACACCCCAUAGGGGAUAGAUUUGUACCAAAACAGGAGGCACAUACCUUCUCAGAGAGGAAUAAACUACAGGCAGAAGCACAAAGAGGCAUUAAGGCCUCCUCAAGCACUUUAGUUGAACUGCUCAAGACAAGACGAGAAAGUAUGGAGCUUACAGCGAGAAACAACCAGGAAGCCUAUGCAGUGAGGAAGAUAUGUGCUAUGACCAAAGAUUACAAGGAGGAGACUCAGAUGACAAGUGUGGAAUCAAACAGGACUCACGGGGAAUGUGAUUCAAAUAACAUUUGUAUUCAGUGUAACAGCAACUUCCCCACUGCUGUCAGUCUAUCUGGUCAUUUUCAAGACCGUGCAUGCAGGAAGAGGAAUGCUGAUUCUGAAGAACCAGGCUAUGAUUAUAAACAGAAGAAGCCAAGACCAAGGCCUGAGCUAAAAAAGAAGAUUUUACCCGCCUUGAAUGCACAGAUAUACACACUCACCUGCAGAUUCUGUGACCUAGUCUUCCAGGGUCCGCUGUCUAUCCAGGAAGAUUGGAUCAAGCAUUUACAGAGGCACCUUCUGCACACAAAUGUGCCCCACUCAGGAACAGGGAUGUUGGAGAUUUUUGAUCUUCGUCGCAAAAUGCAAAUAACCAUGUCUCAUAAGCACCCAGACAUUGUGUAGAGUUGUAGGAGUCGGGAACUUCCAGACUCUUGCGUCUUGAUUUUGCACACUAUUCAUACAACUCCUUAUUUUAGAUUAAUCAGCAACUGUUUAUAGAGGUAUAUAAUCAUGAAUCCAGAAUGCUUAAAAAUGGUAUAAAUUAAGAAUCCUGUAUAUAUUAGCAGAAACUUUAUCAUAGGAUAUUUUAAUGCUAUACUUUGCCUUAUCCACUUAUCUAAUACAACUAUUAGGACUUAUAUUUACUGACUGCUGUUUAAGUUGGAGAUGAGUGGCAAAAACCACAGUGGCUUUAUAAGCACCAAAAGGAAAACAUAUUUCUAUAGCAUAAGUUGAGCUGGCAGUGCAAAACUGCCUUUG